Molecule: messenger RNA, 3246 nt
Organism: Lycium ferocissimum
Lineage: Eukaryota; Viridiplantae; Streptophyta; Magnoliopsida; Solanales; Solanaceae
Product: ubiquitin carboxyl-terminal hydrolase 2-like
Exons: 3
Coding region: 157-2940 (927 amino acids)
Biological process (GO): protein deubiquitination
Cellular component (GO): cytosol; nucleus
Molecular function (GO): zinc ion binding; cysteine-type endopeptidase activity; cysteine-type deubiquitinase activity
Source: RefSeq, a predicted model, not a curated record
UUUUUACCCUUUUUUUACACUUUUUUUUUUUUUUUUUUUUUUUGCCUCUCGGUAAACUACUCCUUUUAUAUGAUAUACUAAAUCUACACUCUUCUUAUGUGACCUAUAAUAAUUAUUGAAAUUCUUUGCUUUUUUCAACCAUAAUUUCAGGGAGUAAUGGUGAAAAAGGCUAAGAAAAAGGCCAGAGGUGGUGUGAAGGAGAAGCGGAAUCCCGUGGCAUCUCCAAAUCUUCUUGCUCAACAAGACACUCAAGAAGUUAAAGCACCUGAGGACGAUGGAGUUACAGCUGUGAAUGAUACAAAAAUAUGCCCCCAUAUUGAUAAGGGUAUUGAUGUGGAGAAAGUCUCUGCUAAACUUGGAUUCUCAGGACCGGUUAGGUGUGAAGAUUGUAGGGAAGGAACAGUUAAUCGACGAGCUGGGAAAGGAAAAGGUAAACAUGGAAAAAAGAAGGGAGGUGGAGAAUCGAAGUCGGUAUCUAAAGCCAUUUGGGUCUGUUUAGAGUGUGGUCAUUUGUCGUGCGGAGGUGCUGGAUUUCCUACUACUCCUCAGAGCCAUGCGGUUCGGCAUGCCAGACAGUAUCACCACCAAUUGGCUGUUCAAUUCGAAAAUCUUCAGCUUCGCUGGUGUUUCCCGUGCAAUAGACUAAUUCCUGCUGAAAAGGAAAAAGAUGUAUUACACGACAUAGUCAAGAUGAUUAAAGGGCGGCCACCUGAAGGGCCCAGUGUUGAUGUUGAGGAUGUUUGGUUUGGGACGAGGAGUAUCACGAGUGAGAUCAAGCCAGAAGCUAGUGGUUACGUUGUUAGGGGAUUGUUUAAUUUAGGAAACACUUGUUUUUUCAAUUCAGUAAUUCAAAACCUACUAGCAAUGAAUAGAUUACGGGAUUACUUUCUUGAAUGGGACGAAUGUGAUGGUCCUCUUGCUGCUGCUUUUAAAAAGCUCUUUGUUGAGACGAGUAUUCGAGAUGCCUCAAAUGCUAUAAAUCCGAAACCCUUUUUUGGUUCGCUGUGUGCGAAAGCUCCACAGUUUAGGGGAUAUCAACAGCACGACAGUCACGAGUUGCUUCAUUGCUUGCUUGACGGUUUGUCUACCGACGAAUUGACUGCAAGAAAGAAACUCAAGUCUCCUCAGGAUGAUGAUGGCAAGUCUCCUACAUAUGUUGAUGCCAUCUUUGGGGGUCGUCUCUCUAGUACUGUUACUUGUCUGGAGUGUGGACACUCUUCAUUAGUCUACGAGCCAUUCUUGGAUCUCUCAUUACCGGUUCCCACUAAAAAGACUCCAUCUAAAAAAGCUCAACCAGUUUCCCGACCGAAGAAAUCAAAACAUCCUCCAAAGAGAAGUGGAAGAGUUCGCCCCAAAAUUAGCAGAGAUGCAGCUUCUCUUAAUUCUCAAAGUGCUCAAGAAAGCGGUAGCAAGACGGAAGUUCCUUCCGAUUCUGCAUUGCUGGAUUCUCUUGAUGCUAGUUCUGUGGCUGAUAUUGAUAAUAUGGGUUUAACUUCACAUAAUUUAUAUUCCUCUUUGAAGUCUAAUAAUGAGAAACAUGUCAACGAUGUUACUGGGCAGCUGACUUCAGUGGACAGUUCUGCAUGGUUGGAUUAUCUUGAUCAAGAUAUCCUGCCUAAUGGUAAUGAUAUGGCUUCUCAAAUAACUUCUCAUGAUCUGUGUUCCUCUCCGAAGUCCAAUAAUAAUGAACAAAAUGACAAUGGUGUUACUGGACAGUCGACUUCAACGGACAAUUUUACAUGUUCAGAGUAUCUUGAUCAAGGUAUUACGCCUAAGGGUGAUGAUGUCGCAUCACAAAUUGAUAUUCCGUCUAAUCAGGGUUGUGCAACUGAAAAUGUUGUUCAACCUAAUGUUUCCUUGCAAAAUGAUCUGAAUGCUCAUAGUGACAGUAACUUGACAUGUGAAGAAGUAGCAGCUAAAGAUAUGGAUGCUAGAGAAGUUGAGCAUAACUCAGCAUCAGGCAGCCAAGUCCUCUCGGUGGAUUCAAAUCUUGAUUCAUCAACAAGGCUUGGGGAAAUUGAAGCGGCAUUACUGGUACAAGAUUCAGAAAUUCUGUUGCUUCCAUAUAAAGAAGAAACUUCAACUACCAGUGACGUACUAAAAGGAGAAGACGAAGAUUCUUUGGAGUUCGAUGGUUUUGGAGGCCUGUUUAAUGAACCUGAGCCGGUAGCAGGGCCCGCUGAAAAGCCUUUACCAAAUGGAUACGGAGAAGCUAGUUCUGCAGUUGGAAAUAGCACCGAGUCUGAUCCAGAUGAGGUUGAUAAUACUGAUGCUCCAGUAUCGGUAGAGAGUUGUUUGGCUUGUUUCACAAAGCCUGAGCUUCUAUCUAAAACAGAACAUGCUUGGCAAUGUGAAAACUGUGCCAAACUUCUACGAGAACAGAGGAUGAGAUCAGAAGGUGGAUUCCAUUCAAGUCAGGAUGAAGCUAGUGGUCUAGUAAAUUGCAACAAUCAGAACAAUGGAGUUCAGUUGGAUGAACGUUCUGCUAAUUAUGAAUCUGGAGAAAGUGAGGAGAACGAGAUAGACUCUAAAGGUGUCAAAGUGGAAAGAGAUGCAACUAAAAGGAUACUCAUUGAUAAAGCCCCUCCUAUUUUGAUAAUUCAUCUAAAGAGGUUCAGCCAAGACGCUCGUGGACGCUUAAGUAAGCUGAAUGGCCAUGUGAAUUUCAGAGAUGCUGUUGAUCUCACAACAUUUAUUGAUCCCAGGUGCCUGCAGAGGGAGAUAUACAAAUAUCGACUUGUGGGUGUCGUGGAACAUUCGGGGACUAUGAGGGGAGGUCACUAUGUUGCAUAUGUUAGAGGAGGUCCAAAGAUUGCUGGGGAAGACAAGGACGCGAAAGAUUAUGUGUGGUAUUAUGCAAGUGAUGCAUACGUACGAGAAGUCCCUUUGGAAGAAGUUCUUCGGAGUGAAGCCUAUAUUUUGUUCUACGAAGAAAUUUGAUACGAAUCUCUUUUUGCAAUUUUUUUGACAUCAAAAUGGUCGGGGCUGAGCUGAUCACCCUAUAUGUUACGCGUGUGAGAAACAAAUACGUAUACACAAAGAGAAAGGGGUUUCCCGGAGGGGUUGGAGGGUAAAAUUGUGAGUUGUAUUACUACAAUCAUAGAGUAUUAACACCCCGUUUUUUGUUAUUUCAAAUUUCAAUGUGCCAUCACUUAAAGAUGUAUAUGUUCGAAAAUGUAUGUCGAGAAAGAGUGUAAUUCUUUGCCUUCCUUUUUUUAAAUGGAAAAAUCAAUCUUUAUUUACCAA